GAACCUCAGCGCGCAGUGGCUCCAUUCACCCGCUCGGGGGAGGAAGACUGAGGCAGGCGCCCAGCCCCGCGGAUCUGCACCAGGCCUGGUUCCGCGAGGGGCGCCCAGGUCACGCCGGAAGCUUCUCCCGGACCCAGUCGGGGAGCAGGAAGCCUUCACCAUCAAGGUCUCUGCUGGCCAGUGCCAUCCCAGACGUGCCGCAGAACCAGCCUGGGAAAGAGAGGGCAGAAGCCCCUGCCAGCCCAGCCGGAAGUCCCUGCCACGGUAACCAGGCCAUCAAGCGGGGACAUGCUGCGUCCACACUCGCUGCUCACCCUGGCGGGUCUGCUGUUCCUCGGGUCUGUCCUCUCCCAGGAGUGCACCAAGUACAAGGUCAACACCUGCCAGGACUGCAUCCAAUCGGGGCCUGGCUGUGCCUGGUGCCAGCAGCUGAACUUCACCGGGCCGGGGCAGCCUGACUCCAUUCGCUGUGACACACGGGAGCAGCUACUCUCUAUGAAAUGUGAGGCUGAUGAAAUCAUGGACCCCAGGAGUGUUGUUAGGAGCCAGGACAACCAAAAGGGGGGUCAGAAGCAGCUGUCCCCACAGACAGUGACGCUCUCCCUGAGACCAGGUCAGGCGGCUGCGUUCAAUGUGACCUUCAGGCGUGCCAAGGGCUACCCCAUCGACCUGUACUACCUGAUGGACCUGUCCUACUCCAUGCUCGACGACCUCAUCAACGUCAAGAAGCUGGGGGGCGACCUGCUCCGGGCCCUCAACGAAAUCACCGAGUCCGGCCGCAUCGGCUUCGGGUCCUUUGUGGACAAGACGGUGCUCCCCUUCGUCAACACACACCCCGAGAAGCUGAGGAACCCGUGCCCCAACAAGGAGAAGGAGUGCCAGGCCCCGUUCGCCUUCAGGCACGUGCUGAGUCUCACCGACAACUCCAAUCAGUUCCAGACAGAGGUGGGGAAGCAGCUGAUUUCUGGGAACCUGGAUGCCCCCGAGGGCGGGCUGGAUGCCAUGAUGCAGGUCGCCGCGUGUUCGAAGGAAAUUGGCUGGCGUAACGUCACGCGGCUGCUGGUAUUUGCCACGGACGACGGCUUCCACAUCGCGGGCGAUGGGAAACUGGGCGCCAUCCUGACCCCCAACGACGGCCACUGUCACCUGGAGGACAACAUGUAUAAAAGAAGCAAUGAGUUCGACUACCCAUCGGUGGGCCAGCUGGCACACAAACUGGCCGAAAACAACAUUCAGCCCAUCUUUGCUGUGACCAAGAGAAUGGUGGGAACGUACGAGAAGCUCACUGACAUCAUCCCCAAGUCGGCCGUCGGGGAGCUGUCGGAAGACUCCAGCAACGUGGUGCAGCUCAUUAAGAACGCCUACAACAAACUCUCCUCCAGAGUCUUCCUGGAACACAGUACCCUUCCCGCCACCCUGAAAGUCACCUAUGACUCCUUCUGCAGUAAUGGAGAAUCGCAGGUGAACCAGCCCAGAGGGGACUGUGAUGGCGUCCAGAUCAACGUCCCGAUCACCUUCCAGGUGAAGGUCACAGCCACGGAGUGCAUCCAGGAGCAGUCGUUUGUCAUCCGGGCGCUGGGCUUCACGGACACAGUGACUGUGCGUGUCCUUCCGCAGUGCGAAUGCCGGUGCCGGGAGGUGAGCCGGGACAUGAGCCAGGACCGCAGCGUGUGCAGCAACAAAGGCUCCAUGGAGUGUGGCAUUUGCAGGUGCGACGCUGGCUACAUUGGGAAGAAUUGUGAGUGCCAGACGCAGGGCCGCAGCAGCCAGGAGCUGGAAGGAAGUUGUCGCAAAGACAACAACUCCAUCAUCUGCUCGGGGCUGGGGGACUGCAUCUGCGGGCAGUGUCUGUGCCACACGAGUGACGUGCCCAAUAAGAGGAUCUUUGGGCAGUUCUGCCAAUGCGACAAUGUCAACUGCGAGCGCUAUGAUGGGAAAGUCUGCGGGGGUGACGACCGGGGGGAGUGCUUCUGUGGCAAGUGCCUCUGCAAAGAGGGCUUCGAGGGCUCGGCCUGCCAGUGCGAACAGUCCACGAAAGGCUGCCGGAACUCGCGGGGGGUUGUGUGCAGUGGCCGUGGCCAGUGCCGCUGCAACGUGUGUGAGUGCGAACCAGGCUACCAGCCGCCCUUUUGCGAGGAGUGCCCGGGCUGUCCAUCGACCUGUGGCCAGCACAUCUUCUGUGCCGAGUGCCUGAAAUUCGACAAGGGCCCCUUCGAGAAGAACUGCAGUAUGGAGUGCCAGAACCUGAAGCUGCUGAGUGAGCCCCACAAGCCAGGUCGGUUCAGCACCCCCAAGCAGACCCGGAGGUGUAAGGAGCGUGACUCGGACGGCUGCUGGGUGACCUACACCUUGUGGCAGCAGGACGGGAGGGACGGAUACGACAUCCACGUGGAUGAGGCCCGAGAGUGUCCAGUGGGCCCCAACGUUGCUGCCAUCGUGGGAGGCACCGUGGCAGGAGUUGUGCUGAUUGGUGUCUUCCUGCUGGUCAUCUGGAAAGCCUUGACACACAUCAGCGACCUCAGGGAGUACAAGCGCUUCGAGAAGGAGAAGCUCAAGUCUCAGUGGAACAAUGAUAAUCCCCUUUUCAAGAGCGCCACCACGACAGUCAUGAACCCUAAGUUUGCUGAGAGUUAGGGGCUCUUCAUGAGGACACAGCUGUCUGAACCAGCCAGAUGGAAGCACCCCCAAACCACAUCUCCUCCAUCAGGCCAACCCUACCCUGCCCGCAGACUUGGCUUUCAAUGCCUGGCACUUUCAGCCGUUAAUGAAAAAUGUACAGUUUCUUCUACCCUCGAAAUGUCCAGGUGAUUCUUUGCACUUGUCAGGAGAAGCAGCCUCCCUUUUUACAUGUACGACCUUUGAUAGACUUGAAAAAGGGAUUGCUCGAGUCUGAUGAGGUUAGAUACCUGUUUUCCUGUGUAAAAAUGAGGAUGGCCGUUUGAUUAUAGGUGUUAAAACGUAUUUAUAUUUGUACUUUUCAGGGUAUAAAAUCACAUCCAUUGGUUA
Molecule: messenger RNA, 3006 nt
Organism: Rhinolophus ferrumequinum (greater horseshoe bat)
Lineage: Eukaryota; Metazoa; Chordata; Mammalia; Chiroptera; Rhinolophidae
Gene: ITGB2
Product: integrin subunit beta 2
Exons: 17
Coding region: 289-2634 (781 amino acids)
Biological process (GO): cell-matrix adhesion; cell migration; integrin-mediated signaling pathway
Cellular component (GO): cell surface; focal adhesion; integrin complex
Molecular function (GO): amyloid-beta binding; integrin binding
Source: RefSeq, a predicted model, not a curated record